CACAUUCAACACUGCCACGAUGAAGCAAACUGAACGGGUUAUGCAGGAGUCGCUUGAAGGGGAAGUACACGGCCCCACUUCAGGCUCUUAAGCCUCAGGGGUUCGUGUAGGCGUUGUAUUAUCAUGAGUGCUAGAUAUAAGACGGUAUUAUGUGUAAACUGGGAGGGAGGGAGCUGCAAGUAUGGAGACGCUUGCCAGUUUGCGCACGGAGCGCACGAGCUACGAUCUCGGGGCGAACAGGUUGCGACUGGCUUGGUGGUCGCGCCAGUAAGGACCACACCAAAGCUUGCAGGUCAACCUGCUCAGUCGCUGCAGAAAAGGCAGCUCUGCAAAUGGCACCAAGUGGGCGCCUGCAGCUUUGGCGCCCGCUGCAAGUUCGCGCACAGCGAGCAUGAGCUGUGCGCCCCAGGCGGAGCCUACGGUGGCAGCAACAGUCAUGGGUCGGCAGUCUCCCAGAACGGCGGUGGAGCCUUUCCGACAUCACCGCAGCCCGAGGCCGCGUCUUCUCCCACGUCCCAGACCCCGCCUCCCCCGCCUCCUCCGCUUCCCCUGCCGCGCCUGAGCCCCGUGGAAGUUCAUAAGAUUUACAAGGAGGCACUGGUGGCGGCGCGGUCGGGUGAUGCGGUCAAGGUGGGGAGCAAGGCUGGCGAGCUGCUAGCCCGCGGGCCGGCGCCGCACUACGGCCUGUCGCGCAACCAGGUGGCCGACCUGAUCGCCGCCGCCACCGCCGAGUACCCCAGCCUGCCCUGCCUGAAGGCCCUGCUGCCGCUGGCCCAGCCCUUCGGCGACUGGACCCUCCUGCACCGGCAGUACCCCACGGCCUCCCACCAACAGGCCACCGGCCAGGCCGUGUACUGCGGGCUACUGCACCAGGCCGCUCUGAUGCUGCUGGAGUGGCACAAGGCGGGCCUCGCGCAGGCAGCCACCACCGGGCUGGAGGUGCUGCGAGCCAUCUGUGCCGCGCGGCCCGCCGCCGUCGUGGACAUGAAGGCGCCGGGCAUCCUGUCCACGCCGCUGGAGACGGUGCUGCUAGCCGGCCAGGAGCCGCGCGGCUUCGUGGCUCGGCUGCUGCGCGAGGUGUCACCCAUCACCUGGCUGCACACGGCGCCGGGGCACGCGGCGCACCUGCGCGCGGUGGAGGUGUGCGAGGCGCUGGCGGACGACGAGGGCUGCCUGGUGGCGCGCAACCUGGGCUUCAGCCAGGCCUACUUCCUCACCUGCGCCUCGGUGCUGCAGGGCAUCUAUGACCGCAAGCGGCCCGCGUCCGCCUCCUACGAGGCGGUGCCGGAGCCGGUGCCGCCGCCGGCGUCCGGCUACAUCCAGCUGCCGGCCCUGGAGAUCCCCGGCAUCUCGCGGACCUUCACCGGCGUACGGACAGGGGCGCCGCCGCCGCCACCACCACCGCAUGCAGCAGCAAGCAGCGCUUCCGGGCAUGUCAAGGUGCACAGCCAGCCGGCCACGGCGCCGGCGGCUGGCAGCACUGCCUCCAGCAGCUCAGUGGCAAAGCAGCCACACACGCAGCAGCUCCAGUUGCCGUCGGGCGCACGCAGCGGCGCCGCCUCCUCCGCUUCCUCGGUGCAGAAGGGCCCUGUGGCAGCCGCGGUCAAGACGACAGUCGCCAGCGCCGCUGUGGCCGCGGCUAUCGGUGGCGCUGUUGCCGCCGGGCAGCGCGGCGCGCGCCAGCGGCAGCAGCCGCAGCAAGACGACGACGAUGAUGAAGAGGGGCCGCCCGCGCUGCUGGAUGACAACUCCUCGGAUGGCGACGGCGACAGCUCGGGCUCCGAAGACUUGCUGGGGCUGCUGCUGCAGCAAAAGCAGCCACCCAACUCCAAGGCUGCUUUGAAACAGCAAACGGCAGGCAAGCAGAGCAACGGCGCAGCGGCGGCCAGCAGCGGCUUCGCGCGCGGCUUCCUUGGCGGGGGCGGAGCCAGCACGGGCGCUGCAGCGGGCGCGGGGGGCAAGGCCGCUGGGCCUGCUCCCCAACCCGCAGCCGCAAGCAAGCCCCAAGGCCAGCAGCAGAAUGCGAUGCAGCAACAGGGGCAGCAGGCACGACAAUCGCAGCAGCAGCAGCAGCAGCAGCAGCAGCAGCAGCAGCAGCAGGCACAGGCCAAGCCAGCCAGCGGCGGCCUUGCACGCGGCUUCCUGGCUGGCGGCGCAACAGGGUCUUCCGGCACAGCUCAGGCCGCUGCCAGUGCGGCAGGCAAAGCACCCGCAGCCAGCGCUACAGGUGCAAGUGCUGGUGCGCAGGCGCUCGCCGCCAAGAGAGCGGCGGGCUCCGCCGGCGCGGCUGCCGCCAAAACGGUAGUAGCGGCCCCCGCGGCGGCAACGACCCCGGCCAAACCGGCCACCGCGCAGCCCGCCAAAGCAGUUGCAGCAGCAGCGGCAGCAGCCGCCGCCAAGCCGUUAGCGCCGCCGCCGCAGCCGGCCGGCGCGCAAGUGCUGAGGGCACUGCUGGCGGAGCUGACGGCGGCGGUGGACGCGAACGCCGCGGGCAAGGUGGCAGACGUCGUGAAGCGGCUCAACAAGGAGACCGCGGCGUGCACGCCUCCGCUACCUGUGGAAAAAGCAAUCCAGGCUCCAUGCUUUGCGGCCACCCAUAGCGCGAAGCAGAAGGUCGGAGACCUGACGCCGCUGACGAUCAAGGAUGACCCGCUUUGGGCUGCGGAGAACGCGGCGCGGGCCGCGGCGGAGUCUGCCCCGCAGGCGGGGCUGCUGGCGGAACUGCUUGCCGCGCUGCGCAAGUGCACCUGGAGGGCGGUGCUGGGCCACAUGUCGCUCUCCAUGCUGCAGGAGCUACGCAUAAUAAACAUCCCCUGCGGCAUUCCAUGGUGGCCGGAGAUCCUGCGUGACGCCUCUGUGCCGGCCGACCAGCCGUCACCCAGCCUGUUUGAGAUGCUGCUGGAGAAGGGCGGCGCCGUCGCCAGCGACUUGGCGGCGGGCCUGGUGGAGAAGCACAGCUACGUGCUGCUGUACGCCAACAAGAGCCCGGUGUGCCUGGCCCUGACCCGCAAGCUGCCGCUGAACGACACCGACUACAUCUUCCGCAUGAGCCUCGCCUACCGCUCCAAGGAGAAGGGCGGCGCCGCCAGGGAGACCCUCACGGCGGAGCUGCAGCUGCCCGAUCCGGCCGCGCCGCAGGGCUGGCGCCGCCGCCAAGUGAGCGCCACCGCCUUCGGCUGGUGGGCGCUGCUGCCGCACUGCAGCAAUGACGCCCGGGUGCUGUCGACGCUGCGGGCCAAGGUGGACCCCAAGGUGGAGCUGCCCGCCUUCGAGGGCCUGCCGCCGCUGCACGUGCUGGUGCAGUACGGGCGGCGGCCGUGGGAUGGGGUGGCAACGGUGGCCACGGACCGGCGGCUCAGCGCGCUGCUGUUCACGGAUGAGGGCGUGUUAAUCUCCCGGCUGCUGGAGCAAGUGGCGGGCGGCAUCACACCGCUGUACAGGGCGGUGCGCGUGGGCGACAUCCCGGCAGUGACGUGGCUGCGGCAGCGGGGCGCGAGCCCGCUGGUCAGCUGCACGGAGGAGGGCGCGGGCGGAUACAGCGAUACGCCGCUACACCUGGCGGUGACGCGCAAGAGCGCCGAGGCCGUGGAGGCAAUCAUUAAGCACUCCGCGCCCGACAUCCUCAAGAAGCUGGACACCACAUACGACAGCGACGGCGCCACACCCCUCAUGCUCGCGGCGGAGCUGGGCUACACCCGCAUCGUGGACCUGCUGCUGGCGGCAGGUGCCGACCCCUCCCUGCUGCACGACCUGCCAAACAAGGGCGCGAGCAAGUCAAAGAAAGGCGGCGCGGCCGGCUCUACGGACGCGCCGCGGGGCACACACCAGUCGGUCCUGUCACGGACGCUGCAGCUGCAGGAGGCGGAGGAGGAGCGGCGGAAGAAGCAGGGCAGCAACGGUCAGGCGCAGGGCGACGCCAAGAAGCCCAACCCGCAUGACGCUGUGCUGGAGGCGAUCAUCAGCAGUUGGAAGCCCCUGUGGAGUGGUGCGGCGCUGCAGCGCGAGCUAGGGCCGGACGGGUGCGCACGUGUGCGGGCCUGGCUGCUGCAGCACGCGGACACGACGCUGUGGCCAGUGAUCAAGGAGAUGGGUGCGGGCGGCGUGUCGCCAGGCGUGCUGACAGCCAGCCUCGUGGCGCUGCUGCUGGAGGUGUGCCGCACGGCAGGUGGCGCCGACUGGCGCGUGCCAGGCACCACCGACCCCUUCAAGCCCGCGGGCGAAGGCGGCAGCGGCAGCAGCACGUGGACGGGGCCGAAGGGCACACACCCGCCUCGGUCGCAGCUGUCGGUGUGGUCACUGGUUCCGGAGUCAGCCGCUGCCCAGGAUCACGCCAAGGCCAUAGCCGCAAAGGAGGGCAGCGGCAGUUUGGCGCCGGCGUGGCUGACGCUGCCCCUGCUGCGCGAGAUGCUGCAGCGCGGGCUGGCUUCGCCGCAUGAGCGCCUGCCGUCGUACGGCAUCAUGUCUGAGCUCUCCAAGGGCAGCACCCUGCUCCACAAGGCCUGUUUCAUCGGCGACUUGGACAUGGCGCUUCUGCUUCUGGAGGCGGGGGCGGACUGGAGCAGGAAGGACGACAACGGCAACACGGUGCUGCACUACGUCGCCAUGGGCAGCGCCGGUUACGGCGAGAGCCGCGUGCUGGCGCUGUGGCGCCUCUUCAUGUGGGGCCGUGCGGAGGGGAUUGCGGCGGGCGGCGGCAAGGGCUCGGCAGCUGCGGCGUCGGCGCUGCCGCCGCUGCUGAUUGAUCCGGAGCGCCUGGCGCUGGCGACCGCAACCAACACCAAGAAGCGCAUGCCAGAAGACCUGGCAGCCGCCAAGAUCAAGCCGGCGUUGAAGACAGAGAUACAGGCCCUCAAGCAGCGCGUGAACGCCAAGCUGAAGAACCAGGAGGCCGCAGCCAAGGCCGGCGGAAAGGCCACAGGCAACUCCAGCGGCAAAGCAGACAGCAAGGCGGGCGCCGCCGUGGCUGAGCAGCCGGCCGCUGACGCGGGCACGGCCGCCGCGGCUGCUGCCCCGGAGGCCCCGGGUGCGGCUGCGGCCCCGGCUGUGGCCGUGCUGAGCCCGGCGGAGCAGCUGAAGGCGCUGCUGGCGGACGACGAGGCCCUGGCCUCCGCUCCGCUGGCGCAACUGGUGGGCGUGCCGGAGGAGUCGGCGCUGCAGCUAGCCACGCGGCUGGCCAAGGCCCUGCCCGGUACGCUGCUUCGCGGCAAGCGGGCAGCAGGGGCUCAAGGAGCCGGCGGCGGCGAGGAUGGUGGCGGCGGCGACGGCGGCGAUGACGGCCUGUCGCGGCUCCGGGCGGUGGUGGAGGAGCUGCGGGAGGAGGACGACGAACAGGAGAACGGGGACGACGGCGCCGAGUACAGCGAGGACGACGCGCCGCCGCCCGGUGAGGAGCUGUUGGAGGACGAGGAUGCCAACGCGGCCGCCAUGCGGGGAGUGGCCGGUGACGCCGCGGCUGCCUCAGCGGCCGCCGCCUCCGCCAGCAGCAGCGGCAGCGCGGCCGCGAACGGCGGCGCGGCCCAGGCGGUGGCGGCUGCGACCGACUUCGACAACCACCCGCUGCGCAACCUGGCCUGGCCGCUGCUCAUCACCAAGGAGGCCAUCGCGGGCUGGGGCACGCUGAACGACCAGUGGAGGAAGCUGGUGAUGGCCCGGCUGCGCGUCAUCGGGCAGGGGCUGUGGCCGCGCUGCCGCGGCGCCAAGCGCAUCACCAGCGACGACCCACUGCUCAUGCCGCAGGAGCUGUGGCGGCUCAAGCUCACAAAGGGCGGCCGCAUCCUGUUCGAGGUGGCGGUGGACGACCACGACAGCAAGGGCACCUUCUGCGAGAUUAUCAGAGUCUGGUGCAUCACGCUGAACCACAAGGAGUACGAGGUGAUGAUUCAGCGCGUGCAGCGCUCCUUCACCAACUCACUGCGCAUGCGGCUGCGCAAGAAGCUGCAGCCGCUGGAGCAGGAGGGGCCGGCAGCGGCCGCGACCGCGGCCGGCACAAAGAAGGCGGCCGGCGCCAAGGCGGCGGCAGCCGGCGUCGUGGCUGCGGGCGGCGACCGCACCCGGACUCGCCUGCCGCGGUUUUACAAGGAGGCGGGGCUGGUGGACGGCAGCGGCGCUGGGGAUGCGGGCGGCAGCAAGGGGCAGGAGCAGGGCCAGGUGAUGGUGCUGCGGGAGCACUACCCGCCCGCAAGCUGGGCCGACGACACGUACACCACGCUCAAGUUCUACACGGUGGACGGGCUGCUGGUGAAGGCGGUCAUGUCGGGGCUGGCGGAGGCGCAGGUGGACUUCAUGUUCAAGCUGAGCCCGCAGGAGCGCGACCUCAUCACCAUGGUGCCCAGCCCGCCCUCCUCCAUCAUCCUGCUGGGCCGCAGCGGCACCGGCAAGACCACAUGCGCCGUGUUCCGCCUGUGGACCGCCUGGCUGGCGCCCUACCUCAGCCGCGCGCACGAGACGCCGCACACCGUGUUCGUCACCGCGUCGGCCACGCUGCGGGAGCAGGUGGCCCGCGCCUUCCGCAAGCUGCAGCGCGCCGCACUGCGCGACCACGAGUGGGAGCGCGCCUCCGCGGCCUUCAACACCACCUAUCACACCUUCAAGGACGUGCCGCCCGAGGCCUUCCCGCUCUUCCUGUCCAGCCGCACCUACCUGCGCAUGCUGGACGGCACCACCGAGCGCCCCUUCUUCCCGCGCGCCGCCAACGGCUCCAUCAUUCAGGUGGCGGGCGACGGCGAGGAAGCGGACCCCGACGGCGCGGCGCUGGUGGUGGCCCUGAACGAGGACCUGAGUGACGAGGAGGACGAGGAGGACGGCGCCGCCGCGGACCAGGAGCGGCAGCGCGGCGGGCCGGACGAGGAUGGCGGCGGCCAGGAGGGCGGCGCGGCGCUGUUUGAGGAGGAGGUGGCGGCGGCGGACGCGGCGCGGCGGGAGGAGGCGGCGCGCGCGCGGCUGCUGAUGGACAUGGAGGGAGCGGAGGCGGGCGGCGCGGCGGACGGCUACGGGCUGGGCGUGGCGGGUCGCGCGCGGCUGAACCGCGAGGUGACGUACCAGCACUUCGUCAGUGCCAUGUGGCCCAAGAUCACAACCCCCGAGCAGCGCAACCAGGUGGCGCCCGGGCGCGUGUACCAGGAGAUUGUGAGCUACAUCAAGGGCAGCGCAGAAGCCAUCUCCAGUCCCGACGGCCACCUCAGCCGCGAGCAGUACAUGGCGCUGGGCCGCAAGCGCGCCGCCAACUUCAGCGCCGACAUGCGCGGCGACGUGGUGUGGCCCAUCUUCGAGAAGUACGAGCGGCUGAAGCGACAGGAGUGGCGCUACGACAUGUUGGACCUGGUGGGCCACAUCUACCGCGAGAUGACCACCACGCCCGGGGGCUACGCCGGCACGCCCGUGCACGCGCUGUAUCGUGACGAGGUCCAGGACUUCACCCAGGGCGAGCUGCUGCUGGACAUGGUGGUGGCCGCCGACCCCAACAGCCUCUUCUACUGCGGCGACACGGCGCAGACCAUUGCGCGAGGCAUCGGGUUCCGCUUUGCUGACACGCGCACGCUGUUCCACGAGGAGAACACGCGGCGCCAGGAGGCGGCGGCGCGGCGGCUGGCGGCGGAGGCGGCGGACGAGGAGUCGGUGGGCAAGGCGCUGGCGCGGCGCGGCCACGGAAUGACCAUCGCCACGCCUCCCGUCCUCCAGCUGACCAUGAACUACCGGACGCACCAGGGCGUGCUGGACGUGGCGGCGGUGGUGGUGGAGGCGCUGAGGCGCUACUUCCCACUGCAGAUUGACAAGCUGGAGCGCGAGAGCGCGCAGUUCCCGGGCCCUCACCCGCUGCUGCUCGGCAGCAUCUCCGCCGACGACCUCACCUACCUGCUCAGUGGCUCCGACAAGAAGACGUCGCAGGUGGAGUUCGGCGCGCACCAGGUGAUCCUGGUCCGCAGCAUGGCGGCGGUGGACCAGCUGCCGGAGGAGAUCCGGGACAGCAACGCCAUCAUCAUGACCGUGCCGCAGGCCAAGGGGCUGGAGUUCGACGAUGUGUUCCUGGUGGACUUCUUUGCGGACAGCCAGGCCACCGCCGAGUGGCGCGUGCUGUGCUCCUACCUGGCCGAGCUGCAGGAGCGGGGCGGCAAGGGGCUGGACGGCUUCCAGUACGGCCUGCAGCAGGUCGCCCCGACGGACCCGGGCGCGGUGCGGCCUCUGGAGUUGAACGAGGGCACGCACGUGGUGCUGGCCGAGGAGCUCAAGCACCUGUACACCGCCAUCACGCGCGCCAAGAACAACGUGGUCAUCUUCGACCGCAACGCCGCCAAGCGCGCGCCCUUCUACCACCUGCUGCAGAGCCUGGGCAUGGCGCGCACCGUGCACAAGUCGCUGCUGGAGGACGGCGCGGACGCCGCCAAGUUCGGGCUGACGCAGAAGGCCACCAGCAGCCGGCACGAGUGGGCCAAGCGCGCGCGCAACCUCAUGGGCAACCGCAACUACGCCAUGGCGCGCAAGGCCUUCCUGCAGGCGGAGGACCAGGUGCGCGCCGAGGUGGCGGACGCACUGCUCAAGCGCCAGCGCGCCGGCCAGGAGUCCAUGCCGGACGUCGACAAGCGGCGGCUGCUGGCGGCGGCGGCGCUGCAGCUGCUGGCGGCCACCGCCCGCUGCGGCGAGUCGCCGGACCCUGUGGAGCCGGAGGAGCUGCGGCGCUGGGUGCGCGAGGCCAGCAAGUUCCUGGAGGGUUGCGGCAAGAGCAUUGAGGCUGCGCAGCUCAAGUUCAAGCUGGGCACGCAGCGCGCCGUGGCAGCGGCGCUGCGCCUGCUGGUGGACGCCAAGGAGUACGCCGCCGCUGCCGAGUGCUGCGUGCACAUGGCGGCGGCCGAGCUGGCGGCGGCGCGCGCCCGCGCCGCGGAGGAGGACGCGGCGGCGGCGGGCAGCAUGCAGCGGCUGCUGAUGACGGAGGCGGAGCUGGCGGCGCAGCGGGAGGCGCAGGCGCACCAGGCGGCGGUGCCGUGGCUGGCCAAAGCAGUGGAGCAGUUCCAGUUCGCGGGCAACAGCACGGCCGUGCUGGCGCUGCUCGCGCCGCCUGGCUUCGGCGGCAGCAAGGGUAGCGCCACAGGCGCGCAUGCUCCGCUUGCAGCAGCAGCCGGCAUUGACUCGGAGGACGAUGAUGAUGCGGCGGAGGAUGCGGCGGAGGAUGCGGCGGAGGACGUGGAGGAGGAUGAGCAGCAGCAGCGCGAGCUAGAGGCGCAGGAGCGGACGGGGCCGCUGGCACUGUUUGCGCCGCUGGCGCCGCGGCUGCACGCCAUGCUGGCGAGGCGCUGGCAGGGCUACGGCCAGGCGCUGAGGGCGGCCGCCAUCGCGCUGCACUCGCGCGGCUCGCUGCGGCGGGCGGGCGCCGUGGCGCGGCUGGUGCCCAUGCCGCAGGAGCGGGACACAUUGCUGGAGACGCUCGGCUACUGGCGGGCGCGGGCGCGGGCCCGCAGCGCGGUGGACCCGCUGGGCGCGGCGCAGGUGCUGCUGGAGCACGGCGACACGCGGCGGGCGGUGCGCCUGGUGCUGCGCUGCCUGGAGCCGCUGCCCGCCUCCUCGGGGGGCAUGGAGGCGGCCGAGGCCGGGGGCGCGGGCGGCGGCGGCGACCGGCUGACCCGGGCGGCGCGGCAGCAGCAGCUGUAUGAGCUGCAGCUGCGGCAGGAGCAUGAGCGGCGUCAGAAGCAGGUGCUGGAGGCCAACGCGCUGGCUGUGCUGCACCGGCUCGUCGCGGCGCAGACCAAGGCAGCGGAGGCGACGCAGCUGCGGCGAGCGCUGGAGGCUUGGAUGGCGCGGCAGGCGAAGUCGGAGGAGGGCGGCAAGGAAGGUGAGGAGGGCGCCGGUCUCACCAAGCGCAUGCUGCCCAUCCGCGGCCACGUGCUGCUGCUGGAGGCGCGCUUGCUGCUGGAGCCAUGGGCCGCAGCCGCUGCCGGGGGCGCCAAAGGCGCUGCAGGUGACAGCAAGGAGCAGCAGGCGGCGGCAGCGGCGGUGGCCACCAACGCGGCAUUGCGCGAUGCCGCAUGGCUUGAGGCCCGGCCGCUGCUCUUGACGGCGGUUGAGUGCUUCCUGCGCUGUGACCAGUGGCCGGGCUUCAUGGAGGCGGCUGAGCUGCUGCUGCGGGCCGCCCCCGACGCGGCAGUCGCAAGCCACACGGCCGCAGGGCAGCUGGCAGACUUCGAGCAGGCGCUGCUGCAGGCUAUGCAGCGAGGCGCAGAGCGCGCCGGUGACAGCGCCACAGUGGCGGCCGCGGCUUCGUCUCGCACGGCCGCAGCCAAGCAGGCCCUGGCCCGGAGCCUCGUGGUGCCGGAGGCGGCGCUCAAGCUGAUGCGGACCACGCAGACCGCGUGUGAUGCGCUCAGCGUGGGGCUAGGCAGCAGUGCGGGUAGCAACGUCUCUCUCCGCCCAGGCGGUGGACUGGUGGGCCGCGCCGGUGGCGGCGGCGAAAGGUCGCGCGCCGGCGCCGCCUCUUCAUUGAGCAAGCCGCAGCAGGAGGCGCUGUCGGCGCUGGAGGGGCUGCUGCUGCUGCCGGGCCUGUCGCGGCCGACUGAGGCGAAGCUGUCGGCGCGCAACGCCAGCCACAGCUGGUGGGCGGCGCUGGGGCAGCAGAACACGGAUGCGGUGCGGCGCGCGGCUGGGCCCAAGGCAGCAGCCGGCUCCGGACAGGAUGGCAAGGAGAAGGAAAAGACGUCUGGGCAGUCGAGCUGGGCGGCGGUGGCUGCCAAGGGCGCGGCCGCAACGGCGAUGGUGUGGGAUCCGGAGGUGCCCGCGCUCGCACCCACCUCGCACCUGCUGCUGCGUUGCCACCAGACCGCCAUGGCCCUGGGCGAAGGUGGAGCCAUGGCGGCAGCCGUGGAGGCGGCGGGUGCUGGUGCCAGUCAGAUGCCGCUGCCGCGUGCCGCCGUCGCGGCGGUCGCGGCUCGGAGCCUGACUAUCCGGGCUGCCUGCCUGGCACACCUGGCGGCACGCGGCGCCCUGGCUGCCUACUUGCACCCUGCGCCGCCGCCUCAGCCCGCCCUGCCCGCGGGCGCCGGCGGCAAGGCUGCGGAGGAGGGCACGGAGGGUGAUGCCGGCAAGCAGGAGCAGCCGGCGGAGGCCGCGGCGCCGCUCAGCUGUGAGGUGGUCCUGGACCGGCUGCGGCCGCUGGUGUGCGCUGCCCGGGCGGUGCACCUGGCCAAGAUGAUGGUCGGCAGCGUUGGGCAGGCCUUCUCAAUGGCCGCGGCGGCGAGCCUCCGCAAGUGCCUAGAUGCGCAGCUGCGCUACUUGGCGGCUGCUCUGGUCGCGGCCUCGCUGCCGCCUGCGGCUGCGCCCGAGCUGCUCGCAGAGCUGCUGCAGCCGCGGCCGCAGCCGCAGCGCAGGCCUGGCGGCGGCGGCGGGCCGCCUCGGCGGGUCAUGGGCGAUCUGCUAGAGUUGCUGGCGCGUGACGGCUUCCCGCACCGCGAGCUGGCGGACUGGGCGGAGCACCUGCUGGUCAGGUGCAUGCCGCUGGAACUGCGCAUGCCGCUGGCGCCUGCCGUGUCGUACCUGGCGUGCCGCACGAUGAUGCUGGUGGCACCCGACAGCGAGGACCGCGCCUCCAAGCUGUGGUUGAUCAAGGACAGCAGUGCGAAGGCGACCGGAGACGUGCCCCCGGAGCGGCUGGUGCAUGACGACAAGAAGACGGGGCCGGCGGAGGCGCUGCUGGUGUCCGCCUUCCGCGCCAUGGACAGCUCCCCGCUCCGCGCCGUGGGGGACCUGCUCUACUACCUGGCGUGGUGCGCCCGGAGAGACGGGCUGGCGGCGGUGACGCCCACUGACGCUGCGGCGGAAGGCGCGCAGGCGCCGGCUGGUGCAGCUGCCGGCGGCAGCAAGCCCGGAAGCGGUGCAGCGGCAGCAGCCGGGCCCGUGGGCCUGUCGCUGCCGCUUGAGGCCUACGCCGAGCUGGUGGAGGUGACGGUGGGGCAGCUGCUGCUGGCGGCCUGCGACAACGCGCUGCUGCCCGGCAACGUGGCGGGCACCCUCUCGGGGCUGCCGCGCGUCAGUGACCCUCAGGCGGGCCUGAACGGCGUGGCGGACACCUGGGCGCGAGAGCUGGGCUUCCGGGGCCCGGCCGUGGGCGAAGGAGCAGGCGGCGGCGGUGGCAGCGGCUGGGGCUGGGGCCGAGGCCGUGGCCCGUCGCCCAAGGAGGUGGCAGAGGCUAAGGCGCGGGCGGUGACGGCGCGCAAGGAGGUGGCGGGUCAGCUGCGUCUGGCCGCGCGGAUGACGUUGUUGCUGGCGUCCCACAUUGACCAGCGCCUGCAGGACACGGCUGCGCCCGCUGCGGGCGGCGCAGGCGGCGACUCGGCUGCGUCCCCUCCGGAGCUGGAGUUGUUGCAGCAAGAGGUGCUGCCGCUGCUGGACGCCCCGGGGCGGCGCGAGGCGCACGAGCUGCUGAGGCAGCCCGGCGGCCCAGGGGCGCAGCCUCGCCGGGCGCAGGGCAAGAGUCGCGGCGGUGGAGCGGAGGCCGGCGUGGGCUCGGGUGCGUCCGUUGCACCGCCGUCCGCAGGAGCCAGCGGGCUGCGCUUGCGGGCGAUUGCGCAGCGCGUCCUGCUGGCGGCAGGCGCAGCCUACGUCUCGCUGGAGCUGCAAGAGAGUGUGGUGAAGCCGCAGCGGCAGCAGCAGAAGGCGGCGGCGGAGCGGCAGCAGAAGCUGGCGGGCGGCGGCCCUGUGCCGGAGCCGCCGCCGCUGCGCGGGGGCUGGCCGGCCGAGGCCUCCGCGGGCUUUCGGGACGCAUGCACGCUGCUGCAGGCGCGUGUGGCGCCGGCCUGCUUCCAGCCGGCCACCGGCGCGACCGACCUGGCCUCGGUGGCGCAGGCUGCGGACGCGCUGGCACGGCUGUCGCAGCGGGUGUGCUACCCCAGCUCGCGCCUGAGCACGGGCAUGCGGCUGGUGGGCCCGGACGCCAACCGCGAGUACGAGGGCCUCAGCGGCGCGCGGCCGCCCAAGGGCCCCCUGGCGCUGCUGUUCCAGGCGGCGCAGGCCAAGAUGCAGCUGCCCAAGGCGGCGGCGGACGCGGGGAUAGGAGGCCGCGUCAAGGCCGCCAGCGACGCGGUGGCGCGUGUGGCCGCCCGCGACUUCCAGGCCACGGAGGACGAGCGCGUGCGGCAGCGCCACGCGGCGGCGGUGAUCCAAAAGCGGUGGCGCGCCUGGAGGCAGCGGCGCAUCGAGGCGGCGGAGGCAAUGCGGCGGCGCCAGCUGCAGGCCAACGCGCUGGAGACCCUGCGCCGCUCCAUACGCUUCCGGGUCUGGGUGCGUGCGCGCCUUGCAAACGCGCGCAAGGCCCUGGACGCGCGGCACUUCGGGGAGCGCUUCACCGCGGGGUGCGCCGCCGCGGUCCAGUUCGGCGAGCAGGCGCUGCACAUGGCGGACAUCGAGGCGGUGCUGAAGGCGCGGUUUGUCCAGUUGGACCGGUGCCCGGUGUGCUCUGGCGAGACGCUGCGCAAACAGACGGAGGAGCUGAAGCAGCAGAUGGCGCAGCGGGCUGCGGGCAAGCUCAAGGGCGCAGCAGCGGAGUUCCGACCGCACAAGAACACGGUUGAUCACCUGGAGGCCGCCAACUCCUUCACAACCUUCCGGGACGUCUACAACGGCGACCUGCCGACGCGGCUGGGCGGCAGCGCCGCGCACAUGGACCAGCUGCGUGCCAGCCUAGACCGCUUGGAGCAGCUCGGCGUCAGCGACGCUUCGCUGAUCAAGGGCCGACUCGUGGCGGAGGCGGACCUGGCUCUGCGCGGCGUGGAGCAGGCCCGUGCUGCGCUGGAGGCCAGUCUGCGGCAGCUGGUGGAGGAGCGCGUCUGGGACGUGGGUGUCCUCGCAUCGAGGAUGUUUCCGCAGUACACCUCGCUUGACGCGGCCGUGCAGCGGGUUGACAUGAUGCGGGUCCACGUGGAGGGACUGGCCGCAGCUGCGCGCCGCACGGCGCUGCUGCCCCCUGACGAGCAGCUGGCAGCCAUUCAGCCCAAGCAGCAGCCCCAGCCCCAGCUGCAGCAGCCACAGGAGCAGGACCAGCACCAGGAGCAGGAGCAGGAGCAGGCGCUGCGGUUGCCAAGCGGUGAAGUCCCAGAGCAGGAGCAGGCGCAGGAGCAGGUGCAGGCGCAGGAGCAGCAGCCUGUGGGAGUCUUUGCGGCUGGCCUUGAUGUCAGACCUGCUGACGGCAUGGCAGCGCAUGCAGCCGCCGCCGCCGCCUCUCCGGCCAAGCAGGCCGUGCCCGCGUUAGAGGGGCCGCCGGGGACUCGGCCUGGCCUGCAGCAGCCCUUCAGCUCACCGACACACCAGCAGCAGGGGUCCGCAUGGGCGGCGCAGAAGCCUGUUAUUCAAUUCACACCGCCGCCGAUGCCGCCAAUGCCUUCGGCGCUGCUGCAGCAGCUGUCACAGGGGCAAGGGCAGAGCUACGCUGUUGCCGCCCAGGCGGGCGCCGGCGGCCAGGCAGUUAGUCCCUACAGCAACCAGUCGCACGCGCAGGCCGCUCACACGAUGGGGUACAAUCAAGUCUAUGGCGGUCUGGGUGGCAUAGGCGCAGACCUGCCUCCGGGCCUGUCGCAAACACCUGGUUACGGCGCGGCUGCAGCUGGCUCAACGGCCGGGUAUGCUGCGUCCGGGUUCGCGCCGCCCAACUUUACGGCGCAGGCUGGAUUCCCGUUCCAACAGCAGCAGCAGUUCCAGCAACAGCAGCAGCAGCAGCAACAGUAUCAAUACUUGCCGCACAUGCAGCAACAGCAGCAGCAACAGCAGCAGCAACAGUAUCAGCCGUACUUGCAGCAGCAGUACCAGCCGCCGUCGCCUGGCAUGAACGCUUCCAUGGUGUCUCCAGGCGGCAUGCCUGGCUUCAUGCCGCAGCAGUACGGCAUCGGCUACUUCCCAAGCGGAGCUGCAGGUGGAGGAGCGGCGGCAGGGAUGCAAGGAGUGGCUGCAGCUGCAGCCAUGGGCGCGGCGGCGCAGUUCGGUGCUAUGGGCGGCGCAGGGGGCUUUCCGGCAGGGGAGCCGGGCACGGACGCCAUCCUGCAAGGCGCACUGAUGGAGGACGAUGACGAGGACGACGACGAGUGGCAGCAGAGCCGGCGGCAUGGCCGAUAUGACGGCGGGGGCCGGGGCGGGGGCCGGGGCGGGCGGGGCCGGGGUCACAGCGCAGGGCCGCAUGGGAGUCCCUACGGGCCGCCAGGCCGUGGACCUGGAGGCGGUGGAGGCCGCGGUGGCCGCGGCGCCGGUGGAUAUGGCGGUGGCUAUGGCGGUGGGCGCGGCAGCAACGUGUAUGAGGCGCUGCGGGGUGCCAAUGCCACACCUUCCAGGGCCGCGCAGCGGAUGGGCUUGAGCUAAUGUUAUUUGAGCCAAGCCCGCAUGACUCCAUGAGCCCAUAUGUGACGUGAGCAGAUGGCGGCAGCAGGUGGCUAUACGUUUUAGACACAUGCAGUUUGCUUUCGGAGUGCGGCGUGAUGCGCAGCCGGGAAAGGAGGGUGGCGGAAGGAGGACCGUGUCGCUCAUUGCUCUUACAGACAAGAAGCCCCUGGUGCUGGCCGACAUGCCUCAUGUAUGUGAGCACUGACACGUGGUAGGUAGUGACAGUGCGGGAUAGGGUGCGAUGGGACAGGAUAAGGGGCAGGCUGGGGUAGCACCGUUGUGUGCAGCGUGUUCCCAGACCCCGACAUUCAAUUCAAGUUGCUGUACCGUAUUGAGACAUCGCUGACUGGCUGGCAGGCUGGGAGUGUGCUGAUGCGCAAUCCUCACGAUCCGGGCGCCCGGCGAGGCGAGGCGAUAGCACCACACACACACACACACACACACACACACACACACACACACACACACACACACACACACACACAAACAUGCACACACAGUGGAGGCUGGCAUGGUGGUCGCAACUGGCACGGUCUGUAGCAGCUGCCGAGUCAUAGGGCAGGCGCACGGCGUCUGGGCUCACGAAGAGUUGAGGCCAGACCCCGGCCGGGGGCAGAAGGCAUGCGAGUCGUUAGAGCGAGGCGAGACAGCCUGGCACACAACCACGGACAGACAAUGCCCAGACAGCCUGGCACACAGCCACGGACAGACAAUGCCCACUCCAGGGGCUGGGGUUUCUGACGGCGGCACGUGUGGCACGCAAUGUAAAAUACCAGGCGA
Molecule: messenger RNA, 16122 nt
Organism: Chlamydomonas reinhardtii
Lineage: Eukaryota; Viridiplantae; Chlorophyta; Chlorophyceae; Chlamydomonadales; Chlamydomonadaceae
Exons: 43
Coding region: 124-15321 (5065 amino acids)
Molecular function (GO): metal ion binding; hydrolase activity; ATP binding
Source: RefSeq, a predicted model, not a curated record